Aplosporella prunicola CBS 121167 is the source of this 216-nucleotide messenger RNA. RefSeq lists its product as uncharacterized. Lineage: Eukaryota; Fungi; Ascomycota; Dothideomycetes; Botryosphaeriales; Aplosporellaceae. Gene Ontology annotation, molecular function: protein binding; protein tag activity. Bases 1 to 216 code for a protein of 71 amino acids. The record is from RefSeq and is a predicted model, not a curated record. The transcript has 2 exons. Gene Ontology annotation, biological process: protein modification process; mRNA splicing, via spliceosome. Gene Ontology annotation, cellular component: nucleus; cytoplasm.
AUGAUUAUUGUGACGGUGAAUGACCGCUUGGGCACCAAGGCGCAGAUUCCGUGCCUGGCGAGCGAUCCCGUUAAACUCUUCAAAGCUCAGGUCGCUGCUCGUAUCGGUCGCCAGACGCAUGAGAUCAUGUUGAAGCGACAGGGCGAGCGUCCGUUCAAGGACCAGUUGACCUUGGAGGACUAUGGUGUUAGCAACGGUGUGCAACUCGACUUGUAA